Messenger RNA from Suricata suricatta (meerkat), 3916 nucleotides. It is a transcript of the gene MAP7D3, whose product is annotated as MAP7 domain containing 3. Gene Ontology annotation, biological process: microtubule cytoskeleton organization. The transcript has 19 exons. Gene Ontology annotation, cellular component: microtubule cytoskeleton. The record is from RefSeq and is a predicted model, not a curated record. Bases 53 to 2704 code for a protein of 883 amino acids. NCBI's taxonomy places the organism in Eukaryota, Metazoa, Chordata, Mammalia, Carnivora, Herpestidae.
GCGCACUGGGCCCCCGGCGCAGCCAGCGGUUCCCACCUCAGAGGCUCGGAAGAUGGCGGAGCGUGCCGGCACCGGCAGCAGCACAUCCCUGAGGGGACUCCGCGAACAGAUGGUUGCUGCCGCUCAUGCCAUGGCAGAAGAAAGACGGAAUCAGAGUGGUUUUAUUUCUUUGACUCAGUCCUCAACUAUAAAAUCAUCAUUUAAGCCAGUCAUAGAUGGCUCUGUUCUUAAAAGUGACACCAGACACAGAAUGGCGAAAGAACGCCGAGAAGAAAAGAAAAGACAACAAGAUGCCAACAAGGAAACACAACUCCUUGAAAAAGAACGAAAGUCUAGAAUCCACUAUGAAAAACAGAUGGAAGAAAAACAUCGAAAGCUGAAAGAACAGAAAGAAAAGGAUGAACAGCGGAGAAUAUCUGCAGAAGAAAAAAGGAAACAAAAAUUACAAGAAGAAAGGGAGAGAUUCAAAGCUGUUGUCUACCGUACACUGGAAAGGACCAACCGUGUUGAUAAUCGGCAAAAAAGAUGGUCAUGGGAAGGCUCUACUGCCGUGAACCCGGAGACUAAAAAUGCUAAUAAGCGUUCUGUGUCUACUGAAAAACUCGAACAAGAGAUUUCUGGUUUACACAAACAAAUGCCCGUGUCAUCGGCAAGUCCUCAGACUUCUGUUGCUAAGAAAAAACCAGAAAAGAGGAGUUCGUCUUUGAAUAGAAAAUCUAGCAACCUGCAGUCACCUACGGGAACAGAAAAACCUGGUGCUCAUCACCAGUAUACCAGUGUUCAGGAGAAUAACUUGAUCAGUCGCCUCCUCGUCCCAACCAAAGCAUCAAUUGCAAGGAGUAAAAGUGCUGCUUCAUUGUCGGUCCCUGGCAAAGAAACCUCAGGCAGUCAUGCUCCUGUCCUACGGUAUGUCACCACGCCCUUGCGUUGUCACAGCAGUGACGAAUUGAAGAACACCAUACUGCUUCGCAAGUCAGCAAUGGCUGUGCCUCCCCGGGAGAAAGUGGGAGCAGUCCCCAAGGCAGAGGGUGAAGCUGUCCCCAAGGCGGAGGUGGAAGGGCCCCCCAACACGGAGGUGGAAGGGUCCCCCAAGGCGACUGCGAGUGUGGAAGUGGCCUCCAACAUAAGUGUGGAAGUGGACCCCAACGCGAACGUGGAGACAGCCCCUGAGGUUAAUGAAGCAACACCCCAGGCAAGCAUGGAAGGGUCCCCUGAAGGGAACGUGGGCGCAUCACUUCAAGCAGGUGUGGAAGCACUCCCUGAGAGCGUGGAAUCAUCACCAGAAGUGAGUCUGGACACGUCUCUCGAAGGGAGUGUGGACCCAUCCCCUGAGGUGAGCAUGGAUUCAUCUCUCGAGAUGAGCACGGAUGUCUCCUCUGAUGUGAGCAUGCAGGUGUCAUCCGAAGCCAGUGAGCAGGCCUCUCCCAAGGCCAGUACGGCGGUGUCCCCCGAGGCUAGUGUGGAAGCGCUUCCCAGAGAGAGCGCUGCAGUGCCUGCCGAGGCAUCCCUGGAGGUGAGCGUGGAGAAACCAGAAAUGGACAAACAGGUCUCCAACUCUGGUACCAAGAAGCGCCCAUCAUCACACAUACCGUGUUAUAAAUGGCAAUCUUCUCCUAUAAGUGGGAGGCGCCCACCCUCUCCCGUCAGUGUUAGGCAGAUGCAGAAGAAUCGCCCCCCAUCACCUUCACCCAGCCUGACAAAGCAGUCACAGCCUUCUCUUUGUCAGAAAGGAAUUCCUGUUCAGCGUAACCUGCUUGCACAAAAUGUAUUGGAUACUCUUGGAAAGAAAAGAGAAGCAGUUUCAAAAACCACUAGCAGCUCUGAAGCUGUGAGCCAAAAGCAGAUGGUCAGUGAAGAGUCUGGCAGUAAAUGUGCACCAGGGAAUCUGAAUGCUGAGGAAGCAACAAAAAUUUUGGCAGAGAAACGGCGCCUUGCUCGUGAACAGAGAGAAAACCAAGAAAGACAACAAAAGGAGACAGAGGAAAGGAAACUGGCAGAAAUGGCAGACAAAGGAGUUGAAAUCCAAGGAGAAGAGUUCUUAAAACUUGAAGAUGGACAGAAAGAAAUCAAGAAGAAAAAGUGUCCAGAUCCAGAAGACCAGAAACUGCUAUUACAGAAGGGGGACACCAAACUAAAAGCUGAGAUGGAGGCUGACAAAUGGAAGAAGGAGCAGGAGAGAAUUAUGUUACAGAAUUUGCAAGAGAGGCUAGAGAGAAAAAAGCGGAUUGAAGAGAUUAUGCAGCGGACAAGAAGGACACAUCCCAGUACCUCACAGGCUGCAGAAACAUGCAGCGACCACACAGACGAAGCGGAUGAUGAAGACACCGAGACUGAGAGCGAUUCCUUCGAUGACUCGCACCCGUCAGCCUUUAUAAAUGGCAUGGAUUCAUCCACAAAAUUCAAAACACAUUUUAAAAACACGAAGAAGAACACUCCCAAGCUGGUGUUUUUAGAUGCCACUUCUGGCCAAGUCCAUAGAGAGACAAAAACAUUUUUUAAUGGCGACAUGAAAACCUUCAGACAAAAAAGUGCGAAAGAGCCUUUGACUCAGGCGAAGGGUACCAGACCAUCCAGUAGAAUAAGCAGCCGAGCAGCAAAACCCAGAAAGAUCCGUAACCUGGUGCGUUCCACAGAAAGCUCCAUCACCCACUCUGGACUUCAUUUGCUCGGCCCGUCUCCUCCAAUUUUUCAGCCUCUGAAUUGAUCAUGGCCAAGAAAAUGACCAUCAAAGAAAGAGAAAAACAUCAGUCAUCUUAACAACGUUAACACAUGUCUCAGAAGUCGCACAUACCAUCUGGAUUCUCACCCACACUAACGGAUCUGAGUAAAGACUUGGUUUUGUCUGUGGAAACCUCCACUGUCUUGUUCUUGUUUUGUAGCCGGUGUGUGUGUGCGCGCGCCACGGGGGCCUUUGUAAAGUGCUUACUCUGGGGUUUCUAAGUCAAGGAGUAAUUUUCUCUCUUAAAAUAUUUUAUGUUUAUUCUGUUUAACAGUUACAUUACUUUACUAAUUGGAAGCUGACAUUCGAUCUUGUGGAGGACAUACUGGGAGGUGUGAGGAACUCAGGAUUGCUCGUGAGAGCUUUGCUUGCAUUGUUUCUAAUAAAUGGGAGGUUGCCAAAUACAGUGAUAAGUCCCGUGUUAGCGUUACCGUAUGUUUUUAACUCUGCCAUCACCUGAAUGCAGUGUCCUCUUGGGACAGCUGAGCACUUUUCAUGCUCAUCAGUGUUACCUUUUGAAGUGCACGGUGGGGUGUAUUUCCAAAAACGGUUUCGAUCGUGCAUGCAGCCCUGUGUGGCGGUGGGCAGUGGGGCGCAGGUGCUCCCCUACUUGACUGUGGCGUUCCAUCCUCUUCUCCUCAUGCCCACCCGUCCUGCCUUCAGUCUGCACUCAGCCUGGGCAUGUGGGGCCAGACUUGCUUACUCUUCUCUAGCCGCUGGCUGCAGGUGAGCACAGGAGCAGUGCCAUUCUUUGGUUGCCGUGAUAGGCCCACACACGUGCACACGUAUACACAUACACGUUUGCACACACGUGCACAGUGGGAUAGCUUCCUGUGUGUCUGAACCAUCAGCUAAAACUUGAAUGCACAGUAGUUGCCCUACUGCUGCUGAGUUUUGUGCAAGUUUCAAGCAGGCCCGUGUUCCUUUCUAGCCUCUAGUCUUGGAUUAGUAAAAGGAGAGAAUUAUUCUUUCUGAUUCCUUAGUUCUUUGCUGUUCAGUGUACUACACCGGUGUUCCACAUUAGACCUUGGUGCCUUCGAUUUGAAAACUUUAUACACUAGCUCCUUCAUAAUGGAGGCAGAUACAAUCCUCCUAACAAAUGGGUUUCUGGCGUUUUUCUGCACAUGUGUCACAUGUUGGAAUGCGCCCUUACUCUGCUGUUUAUGUGUGCUCUGUGAAAUAAACUUUGCGAAUAAA